AUGGAAACCCCCGGGCAGCUGUCGCAGUUGCGCAUACUGCAGCGCCAGUAUUUCCAGCUAGUCGAGCCGCAGCAGCUGAGAUGGCCGGACGAGGCAAUAUUGAAAAGGCCCCAGGUGCAGACGUGGCUAUUUACUCACCUGCUCGACGCAUCCACCAUUUCUUCCCCACCACCCGUGGGCUAUCAGCUGAGGUUCCUCAAGGAACUUGUCGCAAGACUGGAGCGGUCCAUAACAGACCCUGAAGAGGAUGAAAUUUCGGAUGAUAUUAUGGAGGCGAUGACUAGGCUACUCACUACUAACCUACCGUCUGAAACCAGCGCAGCACAGCAAAAGGCAUUGGUGACGUACUCGUUCCCGCAGCAGCCGACUGGCGCCAGCGUUUCCGGUGAGCGUACGGUAACACUAUUGGAGGCCCGUUCCGUCAUCUCCUCGUCCGGAACGACUGGCCUGAGAACUUGGGAAGCCGCUUUACUACUCGGAUCCUACCUUGCAUCCGCGGGUGGCCGGGGGUAUGUGAAUCAAAAAAGGUUAUUUGAACUUGGCGCGGGGACGGGCAUGCUGUCGAUACUGUGCGCAAAGCAUCUAGGUGUGGCUGGCGUUGUUGCCACGGAUGGCGACGAGGCGGUAGUCGAUGCCAUCAAAACCAACCUUUUCCUGAACGGGCUUGAUGUGAAUGACGACUCAGGCUGUCAAGUGCGUACAGCAGCACUCAAGUGGGGCUAUCCAGUCAACGCAACCAGUUUUGCUGAGGACUAUGGCAUGGACGUGCCCGACACUGUGCUGGGAGCGGAUGUUACCUACGACAGUGCCGUCAUUCCACGGCUGGUCUCGACGCUGCGAGCCUUGUUUGCGCUCAACAGAAGGCUCCGGGCCUUGGUCUCUGCGACGAUUCGCAAUGAGCAGACGUUCGAGACUUUCCUCGACGCGUGUAAGCGAAACAGGUUCAGCUUGGAGCCGAUUGAUUGCCCGCUUGUGCCUGAGGAUGACCAGGAAGGCCCGUUUUACCCAACAUCGACGCCGAUCCAGAUGUGGUGUAUCACGAGAGGCCAGGCUGCGGAUGACCCGUUUGGUGUUUGA
Messenger RNA from Exserohilum turcica Et28A, 1077 nucleotides. RefSeq lists its product as uncharacterized. NCBI's taxonomy places the organism in Eukaryota, Fungi, Ascomycota, Dothideomycetes, Pleosporales, Pleosporaceae. The transcript has 4 exons. The record is from RefSeq and is a predicted model, not a curated record. Bases 1 to 1077 code for a protein of 358 amino acids.